Molecule: messenger RNA, 324 nt
Organism: Puccinia triticina
Lineage: Eukaryota; Fungi; Basidiomycota; Pucciniomycetes; Pucciniales; Pucciniaceae
Exons: 3
Coding region: 1-324 (107 amino acids)
Source: RefSeq, a predicted model, not a curated record
AUGCUUUUAUCCAACUUGGUUCCUGUUUUGAUCGCGAUUCUCAUUCAAGAUCAAGCUUACAUCCAAUGCUUUUCGUGUUGUGGAGAAUACUCGAUUGCUGCCUGUGGCCGCUAUCUCAUGGGCACCGGAUCACAGGCCAACGAUCCUGAUCAAGACAAUUCUGGCAUCAUUCUCCUAAGCGCCCGUGCGGUGGACGACGAGUUCACCUGCGAUGAUCCCAAUUCUAAACGUCAAGUUCAAGCUUGCUGCCAACCAGGAGUGAAACUUGACGGGACAGUACUUGGUCUUAGCGAUUUCGAAGAUAACUGCCAAAAACAAAAGUGA